Fusarium venenatum is the source of this 372-nucleotide messenger RNA. RefSeq lists its product as uncharacterized. The record is from RefSeq and is a predicted model, not a curated record. Lineage: Eukaryota; Fungi; Ascomycota; Sordariomycetes; Hypocreales; Nectriaceae. Gene Ontology annotation, molecular function: chitin binding.
AUGACAGCCAACACCUUCGCCAUUCUCUCCGCUGUCGUUGCUGUCAGUGCAGUUCCAGCCCAGUCCUUUGGAGCCGAGAUGCUCCAGGUUCGAGCUGUCCCCACUUCCGUGGAUGGUAUCUGCGGUGCUUUCAACGGAUCGGCUUCUUGCCUUGGCACUGGCUACGGCAACUGUUGCUCCCAGUUCGGCUAUUGUGGAAAGUCUGAUCUUCACUGUGGUACAGGCUGCCAGACUGGUUUCGGCUCUUGUGGUAACACGAUCGACAACUCCGGUGCCCCUAUCGCCCAGAGCACAUGUAACAAGGCCUGUGCUGGUGACCCUGCUACCAACUGUGGUGGUCCCAACGCCCUCAGCCUCUUUUACCUCCUGUAA